GCGACCACCUCGCCCGCCGCGGCUCGUUCUGAGAUGGCCACCGCCAGCACCGCCUCGUCCCGGCUCCACCUCUUCCUCCCCGACUCGGCCCUCGACCCAGUGCCUCGCUCGACCGCGACCAUCGACCCGCAUGCGGCGGCGCCUCGCGUGUACGGCUGGGGCACGAGGACCGGGUCGGCCCUCGUCGUGGUCGGCGUCGUGCGCGCCGUGUCGGUGCAGGAAGCAGCGCAGCUCGUCGCCGAGCGAUGCGCAGGCCGCACCGCAGACGAGCAUUCGGUCGAGGUGCUCGUCGAGCUCGACGUGGGCGAGGACGGACAAGGUCUCGCCGGCGUCGUCUUCCUCGACGGCCAGCGUCGCCCUUCCUCCUCGUCCGCCGGCGACGCCCAGGCGCCGCUCGUCAUCCUGUACGCGCCCCUCAAGCAGCUCGAGCUCCUGUCUCUCGAGCCUUUGCGCCUCGGCUUCCAGCCGCGCCUCGACGAGGUCAAGGACACGCCCACCGCGAGGACGAGGUCGACGAGCGCAGCGGGCGAGGGCCUGGCGGGUGCGGUCGCGGUUAUCAACGGCUCGCGCCUCGUCCUUCACGAGCGUUCCCGUCCGUCGCCUAGUCGAGCGAAGCCGCUCCUCGACAGCGCCCGCAGGAUCGGCCUCGUCUUCUCGAGCAUCAUCCACGCCAUCCUUUCGCUCGUCUUGGCCACCCUCGCCGUCCGCGUGCCGUUCCUCGGCUCGAUUGCGCAGCUCUCCUGCUUCGGCCGUCAACUCGACACGCGAGUGUCGCAGGCCCUGUCGCUCGUCCCGACCUUUAGCUCGUUCCACCGCGACCUGUACACACCCACGACCGCCGAGGCGCGCCACGUCGCCGCUCACGCCAGCUACAUCCACUUCUUCAACCUCCUGUGGCUCCUGGCCAACGACUUUAUCGUCGGCGUCGCGCUCGCGACGUACGUCCGCGACAACGCCGUCCCGAUCCGGCACCUCGUGAGCGACCUCGUCGAGGUGCACGUUUCGGCGUACCUGCGCGACCUCCUCGACUGGCUCAACAGCUGGCCGAUGGGUGUCAAGCUCAACUCGGAGGUGGCGGGCCUCGUCUGCCGGGCCUUUGUGUUCCUGACACGCGUUUGGGAAGGCGCCGUCCUCAAGCCCGUCCUCCUGCAUCUCCCUGUCGGCCUCAUUGGCUGCGCCGGCUUCCUCGGCGCUUCGUCGCUCCUCGCCUUGUCGACCGACCUCGUGUCGGUCCUCACCCUCCCCUUCUUUGUCUGCUACGUCGCCGCGACCCUCGUCUACCGGUGGAGCCUGCGCAGCCUCGGCGCCCUGUUCAACGUCUUCCGAGGGCGCAAGUCCAACCCGCUCCGGAACCGCGUCGAGCCGGCGAGCUACGACGUCGAUGCGCUCCUCCUCGGCACCCUCCUGUUCGUCACGCUGUCGUUCAUCUUCCCGACGCUCGUUGCCUUCUACGCCGCGUUCGCCUCGUCUCGCCUCCUCAUUCUCGGCGUCGAGACGGUCCUCCUCAUGGGCGUCGACGGGCUCAACAGCUUCCCGCUGUUCGCGCUCCUCCUACGCAUCAAGGCGCCCGGUCGACUUCCUGGCGGCAUCCGGCUCGACCCGUGCUCGGACAAGCGCCACUUCUCGGCCCCCCAUUUUCACCUCGAGUCGCACACGUCGCCGCAGAACCAGCCCUUGUCGUUCGGCAGCGUCCUGUCGUCGCUGUCGCACGUCGUGACGCCGCUCUCGCCAAGCACGGCCGUCUCUCUGCUCGCCAGGCUCUGCACCGGCCGAGUCGUGUGGUCCUCCUCCUCGUCCGCCCCGCCGGCCGAGUAG
Rhodotorula graminis WP1 is the source of this 1815-nucleotide messenger RNA. RefSeq lists its product as uncharacterized. Gene Ontology annotation, cellular component: membrane; endoplasmic reticulum. Gene Ontology annotation, biological process: GPI anchor biosynthetic process. The record is from RefSeq and is a predicted model, not a curated record. NCBI's taxonomy places the organism in Eukaryota, Fungi, Basidiomycota, Microbotryomycetes, Sporidiobolales, Sporidiobolaceae. Bases 34 to 1815 code for a protein of 593 amino acids. The transcript has 12 exons.